AUGAAUUUUUUUGCACUUUUACUAGCAGCCCUUUCUUUGGCAGAAACUGACUGCAACAAAGUUCGCAGCUACUUGUACCCAGAUGCAGCCGUAUGUACCGACGAGAUGAAAUGCUCAGAGGAGUACGCAUGCGUUGUCUCGGAUUCAUGUGAUGCUUACGGGUGUGUGGCUGCUACCGAUUGUCCAGCUGACACGAACUAUACUGUCUUCAACCAACAAGGAAGUGAUGAAAACGACUCUGGCCACGAGACUAACGGCCUUGAUGGGUAUUUCUGCGACCCGAAUGGUGAUGGACUAAUCUGCACUUUCGACGAUGAGGGCAACUUCUACAUUGACGCUAUCAUCAAUAACAAACGACCCUGGGUUAAUGGACCUGACGACGACGAUGAAAAACGAAAGGUUACUCUCAUCUCCAAAACCAAACACGAUCAGCAAGUGCCGGAAACCGCCUUCAAACAAUUCAACAACAGCACAUGUGUCGGCGAAACGAUUGAAAAUGGGAGUAAGGUCCGUUUCAAUAUAAAUGUCAACGACCCAAAUUGCACGGAUGAGUUUGACUUCAGUCACAUCAUCAGUCCCAUAAAUGGCCUGACCUACAUCGUCGACUUCUACAUCGGAUUCGAUGACUAUUGGUACAUUAACGAAUUCGGCGAUGAACGCAUUCUCCGAGGUGGGGUCUCCAACCAAUUCCAGUGCCGAUUGAAAGCUUCUGACUACGGCUGGGUCGAUCCCAAUCCACAAUCUAACAGAGCCUACAAUUACACUGAGUCUGAAGCCCAGAUCCCAUUCACUUUCACCGCUUACAACGAUCGACAAUUUUCGGACGAGUACGACGGAAGUAUAAUCGAACUCGAUGAUGAGUUUGAGUACAAUGGUCUCUACAUCGAGGCUGAGCACGAGGCUACCGGUGAGUUCCAGUCUCAUAUCAUGCAUCUCAGAGAAUGCACAAGCCACAACUACCCUAAAGUUGGUGAGGAUACUGAUGGCAAUCCUAUCUACAGCAACUCGUCGACAACUUUCGCUUUUGUAAAUGACGGCUGUAUCGACAACAAUUUCGUCACGUACUCGCAAAAAUCUACCCGGACUGAAUGGACAUCAAAUAUCAAAACAACCGUGAAGGAUCAAUUCAACCUGAGAGUCAAUGCAGCUAGCGGUGCUAACGGCGCAAUGAUCAAAUACUCAUGCGAGAUGGUCCUGUGCCCUCUUGAUGUUUUCGAAGAUUCUGUUGUCGGCUCACCUUGCCACUUGUCCGACCAAUGCCCCAACCGAUACGACAAUCUCUUCUCCAGACGACGUCGUAGAACGUCUCUCGCUAAUGACAACAAUGUUCUUAUUAAAACAAUUCACCAAGAGGGGGCUUUCUUCGUACGCGGAAAUGAAGCCGGCAACGGUGCGAAGUCUGGAAACGAUGCAUUUGCCAUCGGACUUGCUAUUGCCUGCCUUCUGUUCUUUGCUCUUUGA
Messenger RNA from Oikopleura dioica, 1461 nucleotides. The record is from the annotation of a GenBank genome assembly. Lineage: Eukaryota; Metazoa; Chordata; Appendicularia; Copelata; Oikopleuridae.